Messenger RNA from Ogataea haglerorum, 4752 nucleotides. RefSeq lists its product as uncharacterized. The record is from RefSeq and is a predicted model, not a curated record. Gene Ontology annotation, cellular component: cytoplasm; mitotic actomyosin contractile ring. Gene Ontology annotation, molecular function: calmodulin binding; GTPase activator activity; actin filament binding. Gene Ontology annotation, biological process: regulation of actin cytoskeleton organization; regulation of GTPase activity; mitotic actomyosin contractile ring assembly actin filament organization. The transcript has a single exon. Lineage: Eukaryota; Fungi; Ascomycota; Pichiomycetes; Pichiales; Pichiaceae. Bases 1 to 4752 code for a protein of 1583 amino acids.
AUGUCGAUGAACACCUCUGUUCGGAAAGAUGGCAAGAAAAAUCUGGCUUCCCAAUACUUGGAGGCAAUUAGCAUGCCCCACUUGUCACCCCUGAAACCAACCAACUCAUAUAACACUAAAACUCCUAGCUCUCCAACCAGAAGAGCUACCACUACAAAUCUUAAAGAAAAUGAAACACCAUUCAAGUCUCCCCAGAAAACAACGUUUCUGGAGAAUGAUUCUCCUGUGAAAAGACUGAUUAAACAAAAGGAGCAAGAUACCAUUGAGAACAACGCCUCAAACUUUAUACCCAUUCCUGCUCCGUUUAAUUUCAAUAAACCUAGGUCUGAACCGCUGCACAAGCCAACCAAAAGCGAGAUCAAGACAAUGGGCCAGAUUAGCAGUGCAAUAUCAAACUCCCCGUCACUGAAGAACCUAAACAAGUUGAGAACGAUCGAGAACAAGUUACGCAAAACUUCCCGUGUUGAGUCGGUCUCGAAGAAAUUUCAGUCAACGCCAGUAGGUGCUGACUUAGCAUCUCAGACGGAGGAAGAGCCUGCCAAGUCCGGGUCUUGGAUGGAUCAUGAUAGGAAGUCACUGCAAACGUAUGAGUUUUUGUGUCGCGUGACAGAAAUCAAAAUAUGGAUGGAAGAAUGUUUGGACAUCAGGAUAGAUUUGCAAAAUGACUCAAUUGCCGACUUUCAAGACUACAUUAGAAACGGAAUUUUGGUCGCAAAGCUUGCUCAGAAGUUCGGUUACUCUAAAGUCAAAAAUAUCUACUAUGGAGAGAACAACCCAUCAGGCACAAACUACAAGAACAAAAGCGGUUUGUACUUCAAGUUUACCGAGAACAUUGUUGUGUUCCUCGAGUUCCUCAGGAGUAUACAACUUCCAGAGAUGUUUAUUUUUGAGACAGCGGAUCUCUUUGAGACCAAGAACAUUCCGAAAGUCAUUUUCUGCUUGCACGCACUGAGCUAUAUGAUGGCAGCUACCAACAAGGCUCCUCAGUUGAGACGUUUAGAUAAAUAUGAUAUCAAGGACUCGGACAUCAAAAAGAUCCAAAUCAAAAUCAGAGGCCUCAAACUGCCGAAUUUCAAGAACAUCGACGACGGGGUCCGAGUGAACCUUGGCGACAGCUUGAUUACGACCAGGGUGUCUGAGGAAGAGAGUCGAGCACAACUGACCUCUCAUCCGGAUAACACCUCAAUGAGGACCGCCAAAGUUGUGGACACAGCGUCAGCUAUAGAAGAGACUGCGCAUGCUAGACACUUGUUCAAAGAAAAAUAUACCCAAGACGACUUUGAUGUUGACAUCGACGAUAUUCAUGCCAAAUACACUUCUAUGAUCGAUCAGGACAAUGGUCUAAGCUUGAAGCCUGCAAGCGAACAGAGUUAUGUGGCUCAGCUCAUCCAGCUACAAGCAAUUGCACGCGGGACCCUCUUGCGCUAUGAAUUGUUCGUAAACAGGUUCAUGCUCAAGGUAUUCACGCCAGACAUAAUCAUAUUCCAAUCUCUCAUUAGGGGGAGGUUAGCCAGAUCCAAGAAGGCCACCACGCACCAGUCGCUCAUGGCAAACUCUAGAUCUCUUUCUGUGCUCCAGGCCAUUUUGAAAAAUGCAAAACGAGAGGAUAAAUAUUCGGCAACAAGAUCCAAACUGUUGCAAAACGAACAACUGGUUAUUCGGCUACAGAGUUGGAUCAGAGGUGGAUUUACCAGAGAAAAGAAAUAUGCAGAUAGAAAGGCGCUCCUUCGCCAAACGAGUGCAAUUAUCAGGUUGCAAGCCUGCAUCAGGGGAAAGCUGAUAAGGGAACAUGAGAGCUAUUUAGAGCAUAAGCUUGCUCAUCGUGCACAAAAGGCUCCACGAAGAGGUCUUCCUAUUAGUGUUUCAUGUCAAGAACACCUUUCCAUCCACUACGUUGAAAAGGACUAUAGGCUUAACGAGUUGCUAGCUAUUUGCAGAGGAAAACUGGUUAGGGACGAUAUUGCGCAUAAACGUAAACAACUCUACAAAGAAGCAUCUGCUGUCAAACAACUACAAACAAUAUUCAGAGGUGUCCUGCAGAGAUUUUACAUCGAGAUUCUUCAGGAUGAUUUACAGGACGCCGAGGAAUCGAUUACAGGCCUUCAGUCCGAUGUUAGGGGCUACUUGCAGCGGAAACGUAUAAGGGAUAGAGAAGAAUGGUUCAGGAGACCCGAUAAUCUUGCAAAGAUCAUCAAGCUUCAAAACUGGUUCCGCGCCGCUCGCACUAAGCACGAUUAUAAGUCCUUGAUCUAUGAGAAGAACCCUCCUCUGAAAGCUAUAAAGAAUUUUAUCAAUUUGCUUGACGGUCCUGGCUCUGAACUCGAGGACGAAAAAAAGAUCCAGAAGUACAAGGAUGAAAUUGCAAAGGAGACAAGAAGAAUCGAGCAGUGGGAGCUGGAUCUCAGUCAACUAGGUGCCAAGAUUCAGCUUCUGAAAAAGAACAAUGUUUCUCUGGACGAGCUUCUGAAAUUCAAGGAUGAAAACAUGAAUUUAACUGGAUACUCCAACAAUCUCAAUGAAAGUCUCAGUAAGAGUUUAGGAGGACACCCCGAGCAACUUUUGAUCAAGCCUAUCAGAACUCUGACCAGAUUGUACGAGAAAUUCUUCUAUCUGCUGCAGACAAAGCCAUGUUAUUUUGGCCAUUUACUGACUCUAGUCGACAAUGAGACCGUUAGUUUAGAUUUGAGCAGCGGCUCCAUUGAAGACUGGAUUCUGAAAUGUUUCAACUUCAGCAAUUUUUCAGCACCGGCAUCGACCGCUCCGAAGCGAGAAGAGUUUCUCCUCAUGCAAUUAAUAUUGUUUGCCUCGAAUGAGUGCUUCCAACAGUUGGGCUCCGUUGCCCGGCUCAAAAACUUUUUGAAGUCCAGACAGACGCUAUCAAAUAUAAGCACAAAAAGUUGGGAGUCCCUGCUCAUGACUUAUGUCAAUUCACCUCAGGAGAGAGCUUUAGCAAAGAGUAUUUUGGUCGACUGUGUUUGGAAAGUGGCUUCGGACGAAGACGCAUCUUACGAAGCUGAUCCUACAGCCAUUUAUAGAGACAUUAUUGAGCGCGAUGAACUGGAAGGUCGAAUGACUCUGAAGUCCAUGGACGACUUAGACAACAUGGAUCCAAUUGACGAUGAUGACACUAGGAAACAAUUUGUGAAAAACUUGACACAGCUGAGAGAGGCUUCUUACGAUGUGAUGAAAACAAUCGGUAACCUCGUCGACAAAGUUCCAGUUUUUAUCAGAGUGAUCUGCCGUGGAGUCUACGAUCAAAUGAAGAAACUUUAUCCAGGAGAAGCAGAAAGAUUCUACCUGAGUGCUGCUGGUUCGAUAUUCAUGAAGUCAUAUGUGCUUCCUAUACUACUCACGCCGGAGAAUUAUGGAAUCAAUAUAGACAGUAUCGUCGAUGAUGAGUCUCAUGUUUCGAGGGUUAGAAACAACCUCUUGCAAGUUGCCAAAGUCUUGAACCAGUUGGUUUUGAUGAGGCCUUUCAACACUGAGAAUGUAUAUUUGCAACCAUUGAACCCGUUUGUCGAGGAGUUUGUGGAAGGAAUCAGAAAGAUCCUCAAAGACCUCAUUGACGUAGGCACGAUCGAAGAAGCUUAUCAAAUGAAAUCCUCAUAUGACGAUGUGGUUUCCAACCAGAAGCCCAAGCUGGAACUCUUGAAGGACGACAUUUCAGAAUUUUUGCAAAUAGUCUUUGAUCACCAAGAUCUCCUGGUGACACAAAAAAACGACUAUUUGCACUUCUUGCUAAUGGAGAUUGAAGAGUAUUCAUCCUAUCACAACAAAAUCGAAACCAGAAACGGUCUGGUUGAGAUGUAUUUGCAACCAAUUGCCGAAAGUACCGAUCCGGAAGUUGUUGGUACAAAGGUGGCUCUCUUGGAGGUGAAGGAAUACCUGAUAUACAUUAUUAAAGUGCAAGAUGGAGCGGAUUUGCUGGAUUUACUGUUGAGUGAGAUCACUCCGCUUGACGAGCUCCGAUUCAAAGAGAUAAUCAAAGAAGAGAAGGCGAACAGUGCCCUACCAGAGUUUGGCAUGGAGAGGCGAACAUUGCGCAAGAUCCACAGCUCGACAUUCCCCCAACUGAAGAAGCGGGCCAUUGAACUCCUUCUUGAACUCGAGAAUAAUGGAUAUAUUAGUCGUGAAGACGGCUACCAGGCAAUACUUAAUGAAAUAGCGCACGACAUCAAGAUGAACAAAUCGAAAAAAGAGGAAAGGGAGCGCCAACUCAAGCUGGUUAUCGACACACUGACGAAGCUGAAGAAGAAAGAGAGAACGUGUUCGAAGGUUUACUCUGACUACAUCAAAGAAAUCGACAGGGUGAUGAUGCGCAUGCAGCACCAGAGCGUGCAUAAGAGAAAGGGGCCACUGCUCAAGUACUUCUCGAAGCAGUAUUACCAUGAAAAAGAGCUCAAGAAGAAGAAAGGAUACGUUCCUAAAUUCGGAUCUUACAAGCACUCUGCCAAGCAUUUGAUGGAUCGCCAUAUCCUGAUUGAGUUUUGUAAUGCUACUCUCACUUCUUUUGCCUUAAGUCGGAUUCAUCUCACCAUCAGCUGUGAGCGCCAGGGAGAGUUCACGUUUGAUAUUUCCAAGAACUCGCUUGGUGUUAGUGGUCAUGAAAGGAUCACCAUGGACGACUUCCUUAACCUACAAUAUGAACACAAGAAGACAGUGAAACUGUUUGGUGAUAGCGUACUGUUUGAUACAGACAACUUGGUGGCGUUUAUUUUCAAGAAGUUUUAUGAGGUGAACGAGAGUGUGUAG